GAGGCGGGAGUGUGGCAGGGCGUGCCGGCGUGUGUCCAGUGUGUGAGCAGGCAUCCCGGAGGCCCGUCCCCGUGGUCUUUGUGUGUGUGGCGAUAGUGAACCCUGGCGUGUUGGGUUAGGGAGUUCCUUCCGGGAGCAUCUUGUCCCUGGGUUCUCAGGUUCAAGUAUGAGGAAAGGGGGUAUAAGUCUCUUCCAGCGGCUCUAUGAUCUUCUGGCUCUGGGAUUUUAGUUUUUUUUUUCCCCAGAAAGGAUGUGAUGUGUUUUUUUGUUGUUGUUCUAUAAAUUUUUUUCUCCCACGUUUCAUGACUUCAAAGUAAAAUUUCGGAUUUGUCAAUGAUGCCAUCCUAUCCUAGUCUGGGGCCCCUGAGAGCUAACGAGAAGAAGUUUGUUGCCCAAGAUCCUACAGUCUGGCCUGUAGAGUGUUCAGGAGCAUAAACUUUUGUCAAGUACUGGCAGUUUUUCAGGUGAAGGGUAUUUUAUUGUUAGGUAAAUUGAACUGUAGGCUGGUUUAUUAUUUCCUGGAAUUUGUCAAGAAAUUAGCAGUGACUAGCAAUUCUAGUGUCACUGUAGGCUUUCAGCAAAUGUUUGUCCAGAGUCACCAAACUACAACCACUGCUGAGUUGGAAUAUGGUACUUGUCAUGCUCUGUAAUAGAGAGUAGUUUCAGAGGGAAGCGAGUGAAGUUAUGCCUUGCUGAGUGUGCAAAAGGAAAUUAAGGAUGCAGAAUGACACAUCAGGGCUUGAGAAUCACUUGCCCGCACACCAUUGUAUUGGUGAAGAUGGUGAGAAGUUGUUUGCUGGUAUUCUGAUCUUGGCAUUUGUUUUUCGUUGGAAUAUACGUUGCACAUUUAUGGCGAUUCUGAGUGUGAGGGCAGACUUCUGCCAGGCUCAGCACAGCGUUUUCGCUGACAAGUGAGCUUGGAGGUUCUAUGUGCCAUAAUUAACAUUGCCUUGAAGACUCCUGGACACCGAGACUGGCCUCAGAAAUAGUUGGCUUUUUUUUUUUUUAAUUGCAAGCAUAUUUCUUUUAAUGACUCCAGUAAAAUUAAGCAUCAAGUAAACAAGUGGAAAGUGACCUACACUUUUAACUUGUCUCACUAGUGCCUAAAUGUAGUAAAGGCUGCUUAAGUUUUAUAUGUAGUUGGAUUUUUUGGAGUCCGAAGGUAUCCAUCUGCAGAAAUUGAGGCCCAAAUUGAAUUUGGAUUCAAGUGGAUUCUAAAUACUUUGCUUAUCUUGAAGAGAGAAGCUUCAUAAGGAAUAAACAAGUUGAAUAGAGAAAACACUGAUUGAUAAUAGGCAUUUUAGUGGUCUUUUUAAUGUUUUCUGCUGUGAAACAUUUCAAGAUUUAUUGAUUUUUUUUUUUUCACUUUCCCCA
Symphalangus syndactylus (siamang) is the source of this 1374-nucleotide messenger RNA. RefSeq lists its product as uncharacterized. Lineage: Eukaryota; Metazoa; Chordata; Mammalia; Primates; Hylobatidae. The record is from RefSeq and is a predicted model, not a curated record.